This is a messenger RNA of Arabidopsis lyrata subsp. lyrata, 1676 nucleotides long. Its product is annotated as cytochrome P450 71B29. Gene Ontology annotation, molecular function: iron ion binding; oxidoreductase activity, acting on paired donors, with incorporation or reduction of molecular oxygen; heme binding. Bases 80 to 1552 code for a protein of 490 amino acids. The record is from RefSeq and is a predicted model, not a curated record. Lineage: Eukaryota; Viridiplantae; Streptophyta; Magnoliopsida; Brassicales; Brassicaceae. The transcript has 2 exons.
GUAAUAUAUCUAAAUUAAUUGCUAAGCUCCAGCUCUUCAACUAAAAUACAAAACCCAAGAGUUAGAAAGAGAUCAAAAAAUGGUAUUCUUCCUCUGUUUCCUCUUCCUCUUACCCCUUAUCUUUAUCUUCUUGAAAAUUUUCAAACCUUCGAAAUAUAAAUGGAAGCUUCCUCCGGGCCCACCAAAGCUUCCAAUCAUCGGAAACUUACACCAACUCCAAGAACUACCUCCCAGGAAUCUCUCCCACAAAUACGGGCCAGUGAUGCUUCUUCGUUUCGGAUUCGUCCCCGUGGUCGUGAUCUCAUCUAAAGAAGCAGCAGAGGAAGUUCUCAAGAUCCAUGAUCUUGAAUGUUGUAGCCGACCAGAGACGGCCGGGACUAGAAAGAUCUCUUACAACUUUAAAGACAUCGGAUUCGCGCCUUACGGUGAGGAAUGGAAGGCCAUGCGAAAGCUCUCGGUGGUCGAACUCUUCAACGCGAAAAAACAUCAGUAUUUUAGGUCAAUCAGAGAGGAAGAGAAUGACUUGUUGGUCAAGACACUAACAGAAUUGGCUCUGACACGAUCCCCAGUGAAUUUGAAGAAGACCCUUUUCACUUUAGUCGGGAGUAUCGUGUGUAGGAUCGGAUUCGGGCUAAAUCUUCAUGAGUGUGAGUUCAUCGAUGAAGAUAGCAUCUCUGAUCUUGUUGACAAGUCAGAGAUACUUGAGAUGACUUCUAUGUUCUCUGAUUUCUUUCCCGGAGGAAUCGGUAGAUUCAUCGAUUGGAUCUCCGGUCAAAACAAGCGGUUCAAUAAUGUUUUCUCGGACCUGGACACUUUCUUUGAGAACAUUCUUAAUGAUCAUCUUAAGCCUGGAAUAGUAGAGAGCUCUGAUAUUAUCGACGGGAUGAUCAACAUGAUGAAGAAGCAAGAGAGAGAUGGAGACUCUUUCAAGCUCACGACGGAUCAUCUCAAAGGGAUGAUCUCGGACAUAUUUAUAGCUGGAGUUAGCACAAGCGCCUCCACACUGAUAUGGGCGAUAACCGAGUUAGUAAGAAACCCUAAAGUGAUGAAGAAAGUGCAAGACGAGAUUAGGACAACACUCGGAGACAAAAAGGAGAGAAUCACAGAGCAAGAUCUCACCAAGCUUCAUUACUUCAAGCUGGUGGUCAAAGAGAUAUUCAGAUUACACCCAGCAGUUCCAUUUUUGCUACCAAGAGAGACAUUGUCUCAUGUCAAGAUUCAAGGCUACGACAUUCCCGCCAAAACCCAGAUCAUGAUCAAUGUCUACGCGAUUGCUCGCGAUCCAGAACUCUGGAUAAACCCAGAUGAGUUUAACCCUGACAGGUUUCUAGAUAGUUCCAUAGAUUACAAAGGACUAAAUUUUGAACUGUUACCGUUUGGGUCUGGUAGGAGAAUCUGUCCAGGGAUGACAAUGGGAAUCACACUUGUUGAGUUGGCAUUAUUGAAUUUGCUUUACUUCUUUGAUUGGGGUUUGCCGGAGAAGGAAGAAGUCGACAAGAUCAUCACCGACAAUGAAGUUGCUCUUGGCCUAGUUCAAGUUCUUCUCCACUGAAAAUCUGAUAGAUGUUUUUUUUUUUUUUUGGUUUGUAACAUAUUUUUUUUGUAUUUGGUUAUUGAAUGUUUGUGUUACAUUAACCUUGCUUUCCGUCAGAGACAUUCUGUUUAAGUAACCCUAA